This is a messenger RNA of Papilio polytes (common Mormon), 1372 nucleotides long. Its product is annotated as zinc finger C4H2 domain-containing protein. Gene Ontology annotation, cellular component: nucleus. The transcript has 5 exons. Lineage: Eukaryota; Metazoa; Arthropoda; Insecta; Lepidoptera; Papilionidae. The record is from RefSeq and is a predicted model, not a curated record. The coding region runs from base 116 to 844 and encodes 242 amino acids. Gene Ontology annotation, biological process: positive regulation of neuron differentiation.
CUAGUUAAUCUCAUGUGCGGCUUACUGCAUUGUCGCUUUGUGCGUUUUCAUUUAGUUUUUAUUUUCGAAAAACCGAUUAUUUGGACAGCUUAUUUACAAUAAACAUAACAGAGAAAUGACAGCAGAGAACGAACGCGAAAUAUAUCAUAAAUUAGAAGCUAUGAAAGAAAUCAGAAAUAAGACGAUCACCUUGGAGCGUUUGAAGAGAAGUAUCGUCAGUGAAGUACGUAGUGGAGAUCAGGAAGGGCGAUGUCUGGCACAAUACAAGAGGGAAAUGGAGCUGUUACAACAGGAGAAAAUGAGCCAUGUAGAAGAGCUACGACAGAUACAUGCAGAUAUAAAUGCGAUGGAGACAGUAAUAAAACAAACAGAGGAGAGCAUGGGCCGGAAGCUAUCUAAUGCAUCACGACUGCACGAGGACUACCGGCCGCUGAAGGCCGAGGUGGACAUGCUGCGCCGGCAGUGCCUCGGCCUUGAUCGCCUGCCAGACUUGCAUGAGGAGGAGGGCUCACCCAUCACACCUGACCGUUUCCCGGCGUCAGUGCGGAGCUCUGUGGGGGGUGCUGGGGGCGUGGGGGGCGCGGGUCUGCCGCCGGGUGUGGGGGGCGCGGUGGGUGCGGGGGGCGCGGCGUUCCUGCCCCCCGCGCCGCGCAAGCCGCCCCCGCCGCCCGCGUUCAGGUCUGCCCUACAACAAGAUUUCAUUACCGUCUCGCUGAGACAGCAGCCGCCGCCUAUGAAGUCGUGCCUAUCCUGCCAUCAGCAGAUCCACAGGAACGCUCCCAUCUGUCCUCUCUGCAAGGCCAAGAGCCGCUCCAGGAACCCCAAGAAACCCAAGAAGAAAUAACGCAAUGCUCUAAACUAGGUAAACUAAAGUACAUUUUGAGGUUAUAAUUUCGACGUCAAUAUGUUUAAGAUUAUUCUGACAUAUGACUCCUAUGGAGACUAUCGUAAGUCAAAAUUUCAAUUUUUUUUUGUUACAAAUUCACUGUAAAUUUGAAAAUAACCGAAGAUUCACUGCUAUGUAUGAUACUAUUUUAGACAAUAUUAUGUGAAAAAUGUCUCACGUGAAGUGUCAACUGUGCCUACUCUAUAUUUAUUUUAAUCUUUGAUAAUAACGUUAAAAACUGCAGAUUUUGGUUUCCUAUGUAUAUAGAUUAUUUGAUACGUAAAUUGCUUUACGUACGAUAUUUUACAUAGGAGCCAAUAUAUGUCUAUUACUUGAUGGUCAUAUUUGAAAACAUUUUUGAGGUUAUAAUAUGAUAAGCUUAUCUAACCCGGUAAGAUCUCGGUUACUUCUGACCAAAGACAUUUAAGAAGUAAAGACUAGACAUAGGGUAUAAUAUUUUUACUGGUAACUUCUUUGUACGAUAAA